Messenger RNA from Dictyostelium discoideum AX4, 243 nucleotides. RefSeq lists its product as hypothetical. The transcript has 2 exons. The record is from RefSeq and is a predicted model, not a curated record. NCBI's taxonomy places the organism in Eukaryota, Evosea, Eumycetozoa, Dictyosteliales, Dictyosteliaceae. Bases 1 to 243 code for a protein of 80 amino acids.
AUGGAGGUAAUAGUAGUAAUAGUAGUAAUAGUAGUAGUAAUAGCAAUAGUAAUAGUAAUAGAUAGUAAUAGUAAUAGUAAUAGUAAUAAUAGUAGUGAUAGUAGUAAUGAAAGUAAUAAUAGUGAUUCAAGUAAAAAUGGUGGGAGUGAUAUCUAUCAAUUUAGUAGCAGUAACAAACCAUUUCUCCAUAAUUUUAGUAAUAAUAAUCCCAAUUAUAAUAUUAAUGCUUAUUUUCGUAUUUAA